UUUAUGAAUUUCUAAUUUUAUUUACGAAAAAUUUGUCAAAAUGAAAUAAAAUACAAUGAAUUUAAAAUAUUCUAUACUUUACUAACGUGAAAAUGUUCGUUGCCGCCAAUCCUUUUACCUAACCAGUCAUCUAUAUUUAUCCUAAUACGAGUUCUGGGUUGGAUUAUUUUUUUAGAAUGGCGUCUGGUAAAUCUAGUACAAUGUUUGAGACAUAUGAUAUAUACGUCAUACAUUGCACAAUAUACAAGAGUGCGUUUUAGCAAUAACCGCUCUUAUGCAAAUAUAAAAUUGUCCACCACUUGCCGGCAGGCGCGCGCCCCGUUUAUUUAUUGUUACCACCGCGAAGUAUAAUCUCCGUUUAUUCCGGCACGACAAGCCAAUAGAUUUGCCAGGCAGAUUAGGACCCGUCGCAAAACCUGGGCUGACAGGAUGCAUCUUGACCGCGCGUUUUACAAGUUGUUUUACAACCCGGAUCUCGCCACAGCAAGAACUACUGCUUUCUUUUGUUCUAAGAACGGAUAUUUGAUUUCUUUGAUUUGUUUCUUAAUGUAGUGCUAUCGUGCUUUUUGGAACAUUAUCAAAAAUAAACCUUUUGUUUUAUUUUGGGGGGAUAAAAUAGAUGUUAUAUAUAUAAUAUACAUAAUUUAAAAUACGUACAGCGUGUCCCACUUUAUAAUAUACUAUGUAUGUACCUUUAAGACUUAUAUUAGACAAAUUAAUAUCUAAAAAAUUUAAUUUUGAAUAUUUCAUAUUUCUAAUUUCUCGAUAUUAAGUAUUAAACUAAAAUUCAAAAUGAAUUUUUCGGAUUUCUUAUAUUUAUGAUUUUAGUUUCUUGAUUCGGAUAAAAUAUUUCACGCUGCAUAUCGUUAACGUGUCGGAUUGCCAUUACAGCAAUUAAGGGAUUAUAUAUGUUAUAUAAACUCACGUAUUGACUUUGGUAUUCGUAAUAAUCGAAUGCGGCGCCACUAACCAGUGCUACUGGUAAUACUGGAUAUUCUAGAAUAUUAUAUUCUCUCUACACGCAUGUAGUUAGAUAUAUCGGGAUUUUUCAGAAUCCGUAUAUCAUUAAAUAUUCAUUAAAGCGGAUUAUUAGCUGAUAGGACCGCUUUUACUUGGGAUUAUUUUUAUAAAAAUCACAAAAAUAGUCGACCGUGAUAUUAUACAUACGUCAUUUUAAGUAUCUUAUUUUGAUAUUUUGUGAUUUAAUAUUAAAACGAACAAAUUUGAAGUAAAGAAAUAUAUGAAAUUUUCAUUAUUAUAUUACUUUAUUUAUUAGAAAUUUGUAGUUAAAUUUAAGUUAAUUAUAAAGUUAUAUGAAAAAAUUAAUUGUCAAUACAAAACGAAUAGAAUAUAUAUCACAGUUAUGGAAGAAGUAGUUUGAGGAAAAAACAAUUGACAUAUAAUUAUUAACAUGAUUGAUUUAUGAAUCUCGCGUGAACAUAUGAGGUUUCGCAAUACCUUCGUUGUUCCGACGUUGACAUAAACGUGAUGAACUGUCACGGCAAUUUGUAUACAACUUUGAGAACAUUUAUACCAGACGCCAUUUCUACAGCGAGAGUCCUACAUAGGGCUUGGGGAAUUACGACUCAGCGAACAACCGCCUCAAUUAUCAAGCUCACUCGUAGCAACAUUGUUUACAACAGUUCAGUGCCAUAAGUAUUUAUCUACGGGUCUAUCCGGUGACGGCUUUACAACCCAUCCACGCACACGACGAGCGCCUUGCGAAUGAAGUUUACGCACGACGUGAGCGUGCACAAAGCGCUCGUUCUCCUCAGAGAAUAAUUCUUUAUUAAACUUCGGAGCAAAGCUCCUUCCGCGAAAGAAAACCAAUAAUAUCCUACAAAUUCUGAUGCUCGCAAGAAAAUAUUUAAUCAUAUAUUCUCAGAUUAAAUAUUUAACCAUGAAUGAAUAUUUGAUGAAAAGCAUAUUCUGUAAUAAUAUGCUAAUAAUAAAAUUUUAAACAUUCAUUAUUGCGUAACAAUAAUGAUAUAUGCUAAUGUUUUUUGGUUAAAUACUAUUUAAAAUGUUAUUUUACAACACAUAGUUACAAUACGUUCUAUCUUACUUAAGAUGUUACAAUUUUAAAAUAUUAUUCAUCCAUGGUUAAGUUCAUUUAUAAGUUAAGAGAAUAAUAUAAGAUACGAUCCUUAUUCGAGUUCACUGAAAGAGAUAAGAUAAAUCCGUUUUAAAAGUUUUUGUUUCGCGAUCCUUCUUCAAAUCAUCUAUAAAUGAUCCAUCCACUGAAAGGAUAGAUUCUCAGGACCUCACCUCGACCCUUUGCCCGAGAAUAUGGCUAGCUGUCGUCGGUAAGAAAAGGAGUAUAACACGGGGAAGCUGCAUUUUAAAGUCCUCCUCUUCCACCUCCUGUUGCCUAGUUAGCAUCCUUGCCAAUGGCGGAUUCUUUUGUUUCCUGCCGUGGAACUUCAGUUGAGAUUCUAUCUGAUGUAAAUAAUUAUCCUGGAACCUGACAGAUGCUGCGGGAGUUCUCUCUUCUCUCUGUUCUCCUCUUCUUCCUGUUCUCUCAUCAAGCGGAGGAGGGAGAAAGGCCGCUGCGCAAGAGCCCCGGAGAGAAAUUUUCGUUUUACCCGAGAAUCCUGUUUAUCCCUGGCACCGCGUACCGGCUCUGCACGCACAGAAAUACUCAGGAUUCUUCGAGACAGAAAAAAAUAAUAAUAAAUGGAAAUAUCGACUUGUUAUCCAUACUCGGCAACGAGAAUUCCGCGUUUUCCCGACGGUUAAUUUUCGUUUUAAUUAAAACAACGAUGAUUUUUAUAUUUUCCCACCGUGAGCAUUAGCAAGGAUUAAAAUUGCGGACCAACUGCGACUAAAUAAUGAUUUUCAACUGAACGAGCGCGAGAACGAAAUAUUAUUAACGACAAACAUGCUUUGAAAGAGGAUCGCGCGUACUCGCUACUUACGAUUGAUCUUUUAUGCAUUUAUUUAAUACUAAAUAUUCUCUACAGUGAACUCGAUAUGGUGAUUAUUAUUACUAAUUAUUAUUAACAAGGGAAUGGUCGGAAGUAUUUCUCAACGAUUUUAAUGAGCUUUGUAUAUGUUGUAAAACAAAAAAUAUUAGACUUAUAUUUUUUUUAUCGGCGUAUAUUAACGUUUAGGGAUUAUUUCUUUAGUUACGCCACAUUCAAUAACUGUCUCUUGUUGCAUAUUUUUUUAUAUUUUUAAUAUUUUUCAUGCUCUAAAAUAUAUUCAAAUUAAAUAAUUAAAAUCGGUAAAAGACACUUUCGACAGUUCCCUUGUAAGUGGAAGCGAUAUGUUUUUGAACGUAUUAUAUUUUCAAUUGUUUUCAGAUAUUUUUGCAAAAAGACAAGGAUCUCUGCCACGCAUGUGUGACGAAUCGAUCUAUAUUUAUUUUAUGGAUUGGAUGUAUAUAUCUUAAAAUUUAUUUUUAAUUUAUUAACUGCUUGUUUUAUUAUUCCAAAUUUUUUUAAUUGACUCUUCGAGUACAUAUCUUUGUAGCGAAUCUUAAAGUGUACAUGGAGUCAAAUUGAUCUUAAAUGAUUUUUUAAUUGUAAUAUCUCAAAAACUACGAACUUAUGGAAAAAAAUAUUUUUUAGUAAACAUUUAACUUUAGAACCGCACAAUUAAAUUUAUUGAAAAAGUAGUAAAAUGUUUGUUAAAAUUUUAGAAAAUUUUUUUUACAAUUUUACAAGGAUCCGUACUAAACUAAGCGACAGAAACAAGACGUUUAGUGUUUUCCAAAAAUUUCUAAAAAAUUUUUUUUCAAAUAUUUUUAGUUUGCCAUGAAUAAACUAAAAAUAUUGGAACUGCACUGCCCGUGCUGCUUUCCUUUAAAGGAAAAAAAGAGAUGAUCUUUCUUGUCCGGAUUUAUCUUUUCUUAAAAAAUCUAGGAAGAAUUUCAUUUUUAGGGGAAGAAUUUCUAUUGUAGGUAAAAUUUAAAGUCAAACUUCCAAUGCACUCGAAGGGUUUAUUAAAAUCUUAGAAAAUAAAUUUAAUUUUUUAUUUAUUUUAAUGUUAUUUAUUAAUGAUUUUGUAUUUUAAAAUUAUUAUACUAUUAAUAUAAGGUCUCUUGUCCUGACCUGUAUACGAAUGAUGACAAAAAAGAUAUUGCGAUUUAUACAUCCUUUAGAAUCAGAUUUGCAUGUAAUAUAGACAACUGUGCAAGUCUGAGAUAAACAAUGUUUUGCACGAUUAUAUCUUGUGAAAAUAGUCAAGUCGUUUCGAAACAUCUCCGCAUCUCACCGUUGCAACGUUGUAUCGAUCAGAUCGCGAAGUCGCGAAGUGUCCGGAUUAUCGUUCGCGUAAUUUUCUGUCGUAUUUCUUGUUUGUUGCGUUGCGAGAUCUGAUGUAAAGAUAUGGCGAACGUUACAGCCGAUAUCUCGCUAUCGCCCUUGACGACCAUAAUGUCACCCCGAAGGAACAAUUUGGAACACUUUACUCGCGACACACGUUCGUCGCCUGUAGGUCCUGCGCACGUCAUGCGUGGCAGGGAUGCAAUUUAUUCUCAGGGUUUGUGCCAGAGACUAUUAGACAGGAAACACGUUCGACCUGAUUGGUGCUCAAUGACUGAACAUCAGAGAUGAAUAGUAACCAACCGACACUCAUGACAGCUUUAAUGCCGAACAUGUGACAUGCACGGUGAAGAAGGGAGAGCGAUGGCAGCGGCGGAAACAGUUCUCCGAAGUUCCUUUGAUCUUCUCCUUGUUCGUGACAAUCGACGAGUGCACGAAGCAGAAGAGGGAAUCUUCACUCAGAUCACCUUGGCAAGGCCUGCGGGUUCGUGAAGGGCAUGAAAGCUCAUCAUGUUCAACUACCGAUACGGGCCACAAGCGCUGUUUACCUGCAACUUCCUCGGCGUCACAUUCCUCCUACUGAUCGUCGCCGGUAGCUAUGAUGCAUUAAUUCAACCGAGUUCUACAGAUGUCAAUUCUACAGAGUUUGUCAAAGGGAAAAUUUGCAUUGGUACAAAUGGCCGUCUCUCCGUGCCAUCCAACAAACAACAUCACUACCGGAAUCUUCGAGACCGGUACACCAACUGUACUUACGUCGAUGGCAACCUGGAGAUUACAUGGCUCCAGAACAAAACCUUCGAUCUCAGUUUCCUCCAGUACAUACGGGAGGUCACCGGUUACGUGCUCAUCAGUCACGUGGACGUGCGCAGGAUCGUCCUCCCGAGCCUACAGAUCAUCCGUGGUAGAACUCUUUUUAAGCUCAAUAUUCACGACCAUGAGUUUGCCCUCUUCGUUACAAUGUGUCAAAUGCACAACUUGGAGAUGCCGUCCCUUAGAGAUAUACUCAACGGAAGUGUGGGCAUGUACAACAACUACAAUCUCUGCCACAUCAAGACUAUCAAUUGGGAAGAAAUAAUCACAGGACAAGGGGGGAAAUACUUUUAUGUGUACAAUUUUACAUCACCAGAACGCGUAUGUCCAGCGUGCGACGAGAGUUGCGAACAGGGCUGCUGGGGCGAAGGUCCGGAGAACUGCCAGAAGUUCUCAAAGACAAACUGUUCACCUCAGUGUUGGCAGGGCAGGUGCUUUGGCCCUAAUCCGCGGGAAUGUUGCCAUCUUUUUUGCGCGGGUGGUUGUACCGGUCCCAAACAAAGUGACUGUCUUGCUUGUAAGAAUUUCUUUGACGAUGGCGUAUGCACGCAGGAAUGUCCGCCUAUGCAAAAAUACAAUCCAACAACAUAUUCAUGGGAAGCCAAUCCUGAUGGAAAGUACGCGUACGGGGCGACCUGCGUGAGACGUUGUCCAGAACAUCUCUUAAAGGACAACGGUGCGUGCGUGAGAUCUUGUCCACCAAAGAAGAAAGCGGUAAACGGUGAAUGUGUUCCUUGCGACGGUCCUUGCCCGAAAACCUGCAAAGGCGUGGAAAAGGUGCAUUCUGGUAACAUCGACACCUUCAAGGAUUGUACGAUCAUCGAAGGAUCUAUCACAAUUUUGGAUCAGAGUUUCGAGGGUUUUCAGCACGUUUAUCCAAAUUAUACAUUCGGCAAACGAUACGAAAAGAUGCAUCCCGAUAAAUUAGAAGUUUUCAAAACGCUAAAAGAGAUUACGGGCUAUCUUAAUAUUCAAGGAGAUCACCAGGAUUUCAAGAAUCUUUCGUAUUUUCGGAAUCUGGAGGUGAUCGGAGGCAGAACGCUCACAGAAUAUUUCGCAUCAUUGUACAUCGUCAAGACUUCUUUGGUAUCCUUCGGUCUUAGUUCCUUAAAGAAAAUUUAUUCCGGCUCGAUCGCUAUUUUGGAGAACAAAAAUCUGUGUUACGCACAAAGUAUUAAUUGGAAUAAAAUCAAGAAAUCAUCCGAACAUGAAAGCCUUUUGUCAAGUAAUCGAAACGAAAGCGAAUGCAUUAAGGACGGUCUUGUAUGCGACGAACAAUGUUCAACCGAAGGAUGUUGGGGACCGGGGCAACAGCAAUGUUUAUCGUGCAAAAACUUUAUUCUAGGAAAUGAUUGUGUUCAAGAUUGCACUGCACCAGGAAUUUAUCAAGCGGACGAAAAAACCUGUAAGAUGUGUCACGAAGAAUGCGACAGAUUCUGCACCGGCCCUAAUGCCGACCAGUGCAUCAAGUGCAAACACGUGCGAGACGGACCGUUCUGUGUGCCUGAGUGUCCAUCCUCGAAGUACAACGACAACGGUCAAUGUAAACACUGCCACGAGAACUGCGUAGGCGGUUGCGAGGGACCAGAGAACAACAUAGGCGCCAACGGAUGUCAUAGUUGCGAAAAGGCAAUUAUGAACGGCAACAUACCAGAGGGAUGUUUGCAGAAGAGAGAGCCGUGUCCCGAUGGACAUUAUUAUGAAUGGGUGAGUCCAUUAGAGCAAGGUUCUUUAAAACCUCUCGCUGGAAAAGCUGUCUGUCGCAAGUGCCACCCACGUUGCAAGAAGUGCACAGGAUACGGCUUCCAUGAGCAAGUGUGUCAACAAUGCACCAAGUAUAAAAGAGGAGAGCAAUGCGAGGAUGAAUGUCCCACUGAUCAUUUCGCGGAUGCUGACACGCAGUUAUGUAUACCGUGCUUCGGAGAGUGCCGAGGAUGCUUUGGACCAGGCCCUAAUCAGUGCUACAAAUGCCGGAAUUAUAAAAUUUAUAUUGACCGGCUAGGUGAUCCUGGCGACAACUCGACAUCCUUUAACUGCACAGAGACCUGUCCACAGGAAUAUCCUCACAAAAUUUUCCCCCCUGAUAGCGAGCCAUACUGUUCCGUAGAAAUAAUAGGCCUCGGCUAUCAGAUGGAAUAUGAAUUUCAUCCAGCAGUUUUGGGUGGCAUUGGUGUCUUAUUAGUGGUGUUUAUUGUCGUCAUUGGUGUGUUACUGUACUUCUGGCGGGUAAAAACGAAAGCCAAGGAGAAUACAGUAAAGAUGACGAUGGCUUUGACCGGUUUGGACGACAACGAACCGCUUCGACCAACAGGUGUGAAACCAAAUCUUGCCAAAUUGCGAAUCAUCAAGGAAGAAGAGAUGAGGAAAGGCGGUAUAUUGGGUUAUGGUGCUUUUGGCAAUGUAUACAAAGGCGUUUGGGUACCUGAAGGAGAAAAUGUAAAGAUUCCAGUUGCUAUAAAAGUUCUUCAUGAUGGCACGGGUGCAAACACAUCCAAAGAAUUUCUCGAUGAGGCUUAUAUUAUGGCUAGUGUUGAACAUCCAAAUCUUCUACAAUUACUUGCGGUAUGCAUGACGUCGCAGAUGAUGUUGGUAACCCAACUGAUGCCUCUUGGUUGUCUGCUAGACUUUGUACGUAGGUACAAAGAUAAAAUCGGUUCGAAACCAUUGUUAAAUUGGUGCACACAGAUCGCGAGAGGUAUGGCUUAUCUGGAAGAGAGAAGAUUGGUUCACCGAGAUUUGGCAGCGCGAAAUGUUCUCGUCCAAACUCCGAAUUGCGUGAAGAUCACCGAUUUUGGACUUGCUAAAUUAUUAGAUAUUAAUGAGGAACAAUAUAAAGCUGCAGGCGGGAAGAUGCCGAUCAAAUGGUUAGCAUUAGAAUGCAUUCAACAUCGAGUGUUUAAUCAUAAAUCGGAUGUGUGGGCUUUUGGGGUGACUAUUUGGGAAGUUCUCACUUAUGGUGGUAGACCAUACGAAAAUGUCUCUGCUCGAAACGUGCCGGAAUUACUGGAGAAAGGUGAAAGAUUACCGCAGCCCGCGAUUUGUACGAUUGACGUAUAUAUGAUUAUGAUUAAAUGUUGGAUGCUUGACGCCGAAUCUAGACCUAGCUUUAAGGAACUGGCAGAAGAUUUCGCGAAAAUGUCCAGAGAUCCUGGUCGAUAUCUUGCCAUUAAAGGGGAUAAAUACAUGAGACUGCCUUCGUAUACACUACAGGACGAAAAGGAGAUGAUACGAAAUCUCGCAUCAGCGAUGGAUGGUCCUGAAGCUCUGGUGGAUGCUGACGAGUAUCUACAACCUAAGUCACGCGCUCCACUUCCGCCCGCGAUUUCUGCAUCAAGUACUUCUGGCUCGCCGCCGAAUACGCCGGUGAAGUCAUGUUGGCCGAACGGCAAGCCGCUUGCCGCUGAUUCUCCAACGCCGCAGAAUCAGCAAAACUGGGACAGAGAGCUCUUGAGGUAUAGCGGAAAUCAUGGGAGCGCAAAUGCGUCGCAUGAAGCGGGCAAUUCCGGUCAGCACACACAUUACGCCCCAAUACAUCCCAAUGUUCACUGCGGGCAUGUCGUAGGAUCAGAUAACUCAAAUUCGAGAUAUUGCUCGGAUCCAUUGAAGAUGGUUGGUGUUAGAGAUUGCGAUGUGACGGAUGAUUGUUUUGAUACAAAAGUAAAUCAAGUAAUGCACAUUGUUGCGCAUCAGCAAGCUCAAGUUGGAAACUUGAAAUUGGAUUUGCCAUUAGAUGAGGAUGACUAUCUCAUGCCGUCGCCACAACUGCCAGUCAAUACGACACAAUACAUGGAUCUCAUUGGGGAAUCUAAGCCAACAGAACCCGAAUCAAAACGGUUGAACAAUGGCUUCCGAAAAUAUCCAGAUUUCCUAACAAUUCAAGGAAAAACGUCACUGGACAAUCCGGAAUACAUAAUGUCUCAGGAUGAGGGACCACUCACGCCACAGACAUUAGGUAUUCCUACGCCGGACUUGGAAAAAGUUCUGCCAAAUGGUGCCUUUGGGUCUCAAAUUAGGCAACGAAGUUCCGAAGAAGAAUCAGAUCACGAAUAUUAUAAUGAUUUUGAUCGGUUGGAACGGGAAUUGCAGCCACUAAAACCUUUUAGGAAAAAUGAAACAACGGUGUGA
Molecule: messenger RNA, 9203 nt
Organism: Monomorium pharaonis (pharaoh ant)
Lineage: Eukaryota; Metazoa; Arthropoda; Insecta; Hymenoptera; Formicidae
Gene: Egfr
Product: epidermal growth factor receptor
Exons: 12
Coding region: 4779-9203 (1474 amino acids)
Biological process (GO): positive regulation of cell population proliferation; multicellular organism development; positive regulation of kinase activity
Cellular component (GO): basal plasma membrane; signaling receptor complex
Molecular function (GO): transmembrane receptor protein tyrosine kinase activity; ATP binding
Source: RefSeq, a predicted model, not a curated record